AUGCGAAAGCUCAACUUUAACUUCCGAGUGUGCAUCGGCUUAUUGUAUCUAUCGGACUCGAUCACGUUCAUCAUGUCGGCAAGAGAAGCUGUGAUCACUGGUUGUGCAUUGGAUCUACGCGUUGAUUUGAAUCUCGUUUGGCAGGGAGCCGGUGGUGGGGUGCAAGACUUGUUGAUAUCGACAAAUCUUCUCAUGGCUUAUUUGCGCUUUCACGAAGCGACACAUAUAGGAAGUGAGACAAAUCAAUGGAUUCCAAGUGUCGGCGCGGUUCUCUCGAUUCUCAUUUGCAUAACCACAUUCUUUUUGCAUGUCACCGGCAAUAUCACCUAUUUGUGGUACGAUCCAGAUGGGACCUAUGAGGAGAGAUAUCUUUGGCCAUUUCAGUACAUCCGAAUCGUUUACCUGGUGGUGGGGAUUUUCACGGCCACCGUUUUUUACAUCGCGUGCGCGUAUCGAAUCGUGACGAUCAUCGGUCGUUUAUCCGAGAAUAUCCUUCUCGCUUUCCUGCUUUUGUUGGCCCUUUUAGCAGCAAUCGGUUUAAUCGCUUUCUUUGGUGUCACAAUAUACAGAAAGAGAGUCUUGUUGCACAAGAAAAACGAGGCAGCUGAUGGAUCGGUGGCUUUCCACGGGAAUGUGAUCUCGUUCAGCAAUCCAGUUCUCGACAAGAAUGUGAGGCAUUUCGAC
This is a messenger RNA of Mesorhabditis belari, 684 nucleotides long. Lineage: Eukaryota; Metazoa; Nematoda; Chromadorea; Rhabditida; Rhabditidae. The record is from the annotation of a GenBank genome assembly.